Molecule: messenger RNA, 867 nt
Organism: Parnassius apollo (apollo)
Lineage: Eukaryota; Metazoa; Arthropoda; Insecta; Lepidoptera; Papilionidae
Source: the annotation of a GenBank genome assembly
AUGAAUCAAUACUUCUUCGAUUUAUCUGAGCUCUUUAAAUCAGAAUUGCCAGAAGCAGAACUUGCUACGGACGACUCUUCGGAAUUGGACGAAGAACCCAAAGAACAAAUAGCAGAUAAAUCGUGGUGGAAGAUGUUAGAAGGAGACGACGUCCCUUUGGUCAUGUUCGGUGAUAUGGCGGAGCUUAAAGCGCCGCAGAGGAGAAACGUGUUGAAAGCCGCAAAAUCAGGCAAAACAAUGCCAAACGAAUGGAAACGUUAUGUUUUUAACGACAAGAUCCUAAACUCGAAGUGUCCGAAUGCUGGUGAUAUUAAAAAUGAAUACUUGAAACGCUUACCAGGGAAGUGGGAAUGGUGCAAUGGACAGAUGCAGGAAAGGGAGCGCGAGCGGCGAAGAAAUUCGGAUCCAAAUAAAGUUGUUCUCGAUAUUGGAAGCAAGCGAGCUUCCAGAUUUGAUGACUAUUAUCAAGAAAUACCGUUGAACGACAUUGAAGACUUUGAUACUUCGCGAAGACAGGAGUCAUCACAAAUUGAAGAAGAAGAGAUCAUCGAAGAAUCAUUUUCUACUCUUGGGAGUAUUCACAAAGACAGCCUCGAAAUGAUUCCAAGCCAUGUGCCCGAUAGAGACGCUAAAAUUAACAAUGAGAAGGUGUGUCCGAUGGAGAAGUGUCAGAGAAUGCAAGUGGACUCUUUUGUUCGAAGCCUGCCACCGUACAUGCGGGCGAACCCUUUUACGCACUUCGAGAAGUCAUAUGAAGAAUAUGAGCUUUGCACGCCUGGUGCGCUUUAUAUUGAAUUGCUAGCGGUUUCAUUGAUUGAAUUUGAUUUCUAUAUGACCUUCCACCCUACUGAGAUGACUUCCGCAUAG